AUGGCAAGCACAUCACUGACCCUGGGUAUUGCCGCCGCCUUCGCUUGGCUCGCGUAUUCUCUGCGUGCGCGGAAUGGCAAGCGUGAUCGACUACCGCCAGGUCCGCCAACCGUCCCAAUUCUUGGCAACUUGCUGCAGGUGUCGAGUCCUCAGAUGCAUCUACAAUUCACGGAGUGGGCGAAGAAGUACAAUUCGGAUAUCAUCACCGUCAUGCUCGGACCCGCCCCGGCCAUCGUUCUCUCGAGCGCACGCGCCGUCAAGGAGGUGCUUGACAAGCAAAGCGGCAGCACCUCAGAUCGCCCACCCCUGCAUAUCAACGUGGUCGUCACCGGUGACCUCGACAUCGUGCUAGCGCGCUACAGUGCGUUGUUUUAUCCUCCUGAUCCAUCCGCUCUCAUAGCUUAUUGGCUCUCAGCGGAACGAUGGCGGCGUAUCCGAAAGGCGGAACACCUACUGCUAUCGACAACUACGGUGCAGAAGUUCAUCCCCAUCCAGGAGGCCGAGUCGGCACAGUUGCUGUACGAAUUCGCGACGGCGCCGAAGGACUUCUACCACCACCUCGAACGCUACGCGGCAUCUACCGUGCUGUCCAUCACCUACGGCAAGCGCAGCGUGCGGUACGAAUCCUCCGUUGCCGAAGAGUUCACCAGGGAUUUCAAUCGAUGGCUCACCCUAAUGGCCCCGGGAAAUCACCCGCCCGUCGACAUGUUCCCCUUCUUACAAAAACUCCCCGAAUUCAUGGCACCCUGGAAGACCGAGGCACGCGAAGUGCGCAGGCUACAGCGCGGUCUCUUCAUGCGGCUCCUCGAAGAGUGCGAAGAGCGCGUCGCCGCGGGCGAGGACACGCCGCUCUAUAUGGCCGAUAUCAUUAGGAGCCAGGAGGGCCUCGGGCUCGAGAGGGAGCAGUUAGCCUACCUCGGCGGCGACCUCUUUGGCGCCGGCACCGACACGACAGCGACCACGCUGCAGAUGUUCGUCUGGCUCAUGGUGAAGUACCCCGCGGUGCAGAAAAAGGCGCAAGAAGAGAUCGACCGCGUCAUCGGGCGUCUGCCGGUGCAGGAAGACGCGAAGGAUUUACCAUAUCUCCAAGCGGUAAUCCAGGAGCUGCACCGUCUGCAUGUGCUGUUGCCCAUGGCCGCGCCGCAUGCGGCGUCGGAGGACGUUGAGUACGACGGUUAUAUCAUCCCCAAGGGUGCCAUCAUCCUACCGAAUAUCUACGCCAUAUACCACGACGGCGACCUCUUCGACGAGCCCGACGCCUUCAAACCCGAGCGCUACCUCCAGACGCCGCACGGAACGAAGCCCGGCGUCGAUGACAGCGCAUUUCGGGCCACGCUCAUGUUUGGUGGCGGACGGAGGAUCUGCCCGGGCAUGCAUCUCGCAUCCAACACGGUGAUGAUCGCCGCGAUGCGCCUACUGUGGGCAUUCUCAUUUGAGCCGGCGAGGGACGCGGCAGAUCGGGAAAUACCUCUGGACAUGUCGCACUGGAAGACCGCUUUCGUUGAGGGACCUCUGCCUUUCGAUUGCACUGUUCUACCGCGAAGUGCCGAGCGCACGAAAAUCGUCGGGCGAGCGUUCCAAGUCGACGCUACGCCGACACUGCAGGAAUUCGAAUAUGGAUUGGACGAACGCGACAAGGCAUGGCUGAAGCAAAUACGACGAAGUGUGCAGACGUAGCACGGAACGCAUACAUAGAUCUUCGGGUCUGCAAUAUGUAACGGCAAGACAUGGCAAACAAUGAUAGGUACUAUUGGGGUCAUUUCGGCCAAGCCAUAUCAUAUGCUCGACAAAGCGUGAAUGUAGUGAUACAGUACGGUACGGAAGAGAGAGGGACAGAUGACUUGGUAUGAGGAUGGGCGACGCGUUCCGAUAUGGCCCUUUACUCGAGGAUUUCAGGCCGAAAAGUUGCGACUGCUAUCAGCCUAUGCAGCAUCUCAAGAUCGAGCCC
Messenger RNA from Schizophyllum commune H4-8, 1948 nucleotides. RefSeq names its product cytochrome P450. NCBI's taxonomy places the organism in Eukaryota, Fungi, Basidiomycota, Agaricomycetes, Agaricales, Schizophyllaceae. The transcript has 11 exons. Gene Ontology annotation, molecular function: monooxygenase activity; heme binding; iron ion binding. The record is from RefSeq and is a predicted model, not a curated record. The coding region runs from base 1 to 1677 and encodes 558 amino acids.